Messenger RNA from Lymnaea stagnalis (great pond snail), 20651 nucleotides. NCBI's taxonomy places the organism in Eukaryota, Metazoa, Mollusca, Gastropoda, Lymnaeidae. The record is from the annotation of a GenBank genome assembly.
CAGACCCUGUCUCCAACUCCUAUGGUGAUAUCCCGCUGGAUGAGUCGGCACCCGACCUGCUGGCGUCCGAUUCCCCAUCGUCGUCACCGGCCCAGUCACAGCAUCAGCAACACCAACAGCACCAGCAACAACAACAGCAACAACAACAACAGCAUCAGCAACAGCAUCAACAACAACAGCACCAGCAACAACAGCACCAGCAACAACAGCACCAGCAACACCAACAGCACCACCAUCUGGCCGGCCUGCUCCACCGGCAUCAGCUACAGCAGCACCACCAAGAACAGCAAGUGCUAGACACCAACCCCCUCGCCUUCGUACCGCAGUCUCACACCCCGUACAACACGAUACCGGAAGGGGAAAUUGUAGGCCAUUACGAUUAUGCUAAUGAAGGGGUUCCGGUUCUGAUAUCACAGCCUCGUUCUGAAAUGAGGACGGGUCCAGGUGGCAGGGGUGCUGGCAGGGUGAUGGAGGGAGUUUCGGUGAAGAAAGGAUGGAAGAGGAAGAGGGAAGAAAAGAACGAUGACGCGGCGGCGCGUCAGCAGAGUAAGCUGGACGCCACCCAGAGGUGUGACGUCUGCGGGGAGCAGGCGAGUGGACAUUACUUUGGAGCUUUAGUUUGCUUGCCGUGUAAGGUAAGCUGGUCAAGGAAUAUGUUUAGUUUUAUUGCCCUGUAAAGUAAGUAGGUCAAGGAAAAUGUUGUAUUUGCUUGCUGUGUAAGGUAAGUGGGUCGGGAAAAAAGGUUUUGUUUUCUUGCCAUGUAAGGUAAGUAGGAGCCAGAAUGAUCAAUUCAUUGAUCGUGGGCCCUCAAAAUAAAGAAGAAGAGAAGUAGGUCAAGGAAUAUGUUUAUUUUGCUUAUCGUGUAAAGUAAGUAGGUCAAGGAGUAUGUUUAGUUUGAUUGUCAUGUAAAAAUAAGAAGGUCAAGGAAUAUGUUUACUUUGCUUGCUGUGUAAAUUAAGUAGGUCACGGAAUAUGUUUACUUUGCUUGCCCUGUAAGGUAAGUAGGUCAAGAAAUAUGUUUAGUUUGCUUGUGUAAGGUCAGUAGGUCAACAAAUAUGAUUAGUUUGCUUGCCGUGUAAGGUAAGUCAAGGAUUAGGUUGUUUCCUUCGCCAACAUUGGCACAGCAUGUUCUUAGGGGCGAAUUCAUUUAAAAAUUUAAUUGGGGGCUGGCUAACAACGAUAGCGAAACAAAUCUAGAGGUCUUCUUUAAAAUGUUUUAAAAUUAUUCCCCCCCCCCCUCUUAUUUUCCCCGGAAACACAACAUAUGUCACUCAUUUAACGGGUAUUUCAAGGAUAAUACGAAAUCUUCCAUAAUCCAUUCAAAAAUAUUUUUUUAAGUUAACAUAAAAAAAAAACAACGUAAAUCGGCAAAUUUUUAUUUGCAAUGUUGAUUUUCAUGCAAGACUUCAAAUAGCUAAGUAAGUCAUUCAACUAAGCAAGUCAUUUAGCUAAACAAGUCAUUUAAUUAAGCUAGUCAUUUAACUAAGCAGGUCAUUCAUCUAAGCUAGUCAUUUUAACUACGCAAGUCAUUUAACUAGGCAAGUCAUUUAACUAAGCAAGCAAGUCAUUUAGCUAAGCAAGUCAUUUAGCUAAGCCAGUCAUUUAACUAAGUAAGUCAUUUAAUUAAGCAAGACAUUUAACUAAGCCAGUCAUUUAACUAAGCUAGUCAUUUAACUAAGCAAGUCAUUUAACUAAGCAAUUCAUUUAACUAAGCAAGUCAUUUAACUAGGCAAGUCAUUUAAUUAAGCAAGUCAUUCAACUUAGCAAGUCAUUUAACUAAGCAAGUCACUUAACUAAGCAAGUCAUUGAACUAAGCAAGUCAUUGAACUAAGCAAGUCAUUUAACUAAGCAAGUCAUUUAACUAAGCAAGUCAUUUAACUAAGCAAGUCAUUUAAUUAAGCAAGUCAUUUAACUAAGCAAGUCAUUUACCUAAGCUAGUCAUUUAACAAGCAAGUCAUGUAACUAAGCAAGUCAUUUAGCUAAGCAAGUAAUUUAGCUAAGCCAGUUAUUUCACUAAGUAAGUUAUUUACCUAACCAAGUCAUUUACCUAAGCUAGUCAUUUAACUAAACAAGUCAUUUAACUAAGCAAGUAAUUUAACUAGGCAAUUCAUUUCACUAAGCAAGUUAUUUAACUAAGCAAGUUCAUUUAGCUAAGCCAGUCAUUUAACUAAGCCAGUCAUUUAACUAUGUAAGUCAUUUAACUAAGCAAGUCAUUUAACUAAGCCAGUCAUUUAACUAAGCCAGUCAUUUAACUAAGCAAGUCAUUUAAUUAAGCAAGUCAUUUAAUUAAGCAAGUCAUUCAAUUAAGCAAGUCAUUUAAUUAAGCAAGUCAUUUAGCUAAGCAAGUCAUUUAACUAAGCAAGUCAUUUAGCUAAACAAGUCAUUUAAUUAAGCUAGUAAUUUAACUAAGCAGGUCAUUCAUCUAAGCCAGUCAUUUUAACUACGCAAGUCAUUUAACUAAUCCAGUCAUUUAACUAAGCAAGUCAUUUAACUAAGCAAGUCAUUUAAUUAAGCAAGUCAUUUAACUAGGCAAGUCAUUUAAUUAAGCAAGUCAUUUAAUUAAGCAAGUCAUUCAAUUAAGCAAUUUAUUUAAUUAACCAAGUCAUUUUACUAAGCAAGUCAUUUAACUAAGCAAGUCAUUUAGCUAAACAAGUCAUUUAAUUAAGCUAGUAAUUUAACUAAGCAGGUCAUUCAUCUAAGCCAGUCAUUUUAACUACGCAAGUCAUUUAACUAAGCAAGUCAUUUAACUAAGCAAGCUAUUUACCUAACCAAGUCAUUUACCUAAGCUAGUCAUUUAACUAAGCAAGUCAUUUAACUAGGCAAGUCAUUUAACUAAGCAAGUCAUUUGGCUAAGCCAGUCAUUUAACUAAGCAAGUUAUUUACAUAACCAAGUCACUUACCUAAGCUAGUCAUUUAACUAAGCAAGUCAUGUAACUAGGCAAGUCAUUUAACUAGGCAAGUCAUUUAACUAAGCAAGUCAUUUAGCUAAGCAAGUCAUUUAGCUAAGCCAGUCAUUUAACUAAGCCAGUCAUUUAACUAAGUAAGUCAUUUAAUUAAGCAAGACAUUUAACUAAGCCAGUCAUUUAACUAAGCCAGUCAUUUAACUAAGCAAGUCAUUUAACUAAGCAAUUCAUUUAACUAAGCAAGUCAUUUAACUAGGCAAGUCAUUUAAUUGAGCAAGUCAUUUAACUAAGCAAGUCAUUUAACUAAGCAAGUCAUUUAACUAAGCAAGUCAUUGAACUAAGCAAGUCAUUGAACUAAGCAAGUCAUUGAACUAAGCAAGUCAUUUAACAAAGCCAGUCAUUUAACUAAGCAAGUCAUUUAACUAAGCAAGUCAUUUAAUUAAGCAAGUCAUUUAAUUAAGCAAGUCAUUCAAUUAAGCAAGUCAUUUAACUAAGCAAGUCAUUUAACUAAGCAAGUCAUUUAACUAAGCAUGUCAUUUAACUAAGCAAGUCAUUUAACUAAACAAGUCAUUUAAUUAAGCAAGUCAUUUAACUAGGCAAGUCAUUCAAUUAAGCAAGUCAUUUAAUUUAGCAAGUCAUUUAAUUAUGCAAGUCAUUUAACUAAGCAAGUCAUUUAAUUAAGCAAGUCAUUUAACUAAGCCAGUACAUUUGACUUUUGUGGAACAGGGAGAAUGUUGCUUGCUAAUUCUAAAAGACAUGUUCAUCAAUUAGCUGAUUUUUAAGAAAGUUCGUUAACUUAUGCAAAGAGGCCACCGUCUGAAGUCUCCGCUGACCACUCAGGUGGCCAUUGGUUGAUGACAGUCUCAUUUACAUACUAUGUCAUGAGAUUGUGUCUCCGUAAAUAGAUGCGCCUAUGCUGACCGUGGUUUUCCGCAACUGGCGUGCACUUUAAAUGCCGUCUAACGUCUCAUUUAUAUAAUUAUUUAAUAAUUUAUAUAAUUAUAUAUUGACCGUGGGCAGCUUUUACGCCGGGUCCGGGUAUUAUGAAAAAAACCACCGUGCCUGGUGGGUCCAAGUAUUACAGAAAAGUUCAACUUCUCAUUUUGCAUAAUAUAUGCCAGCCUUUAAAAAAAUGUUCUAUAGACAGUCCUACACCAUACCUGCCGGCCUUUAAACAGUACGCCCACAGAUAGCCCUACACCCUAGCUACAGGCCUUAAAGCAAUAGUCCUACAGACAGUCCUAUACCCGAACUGCCAGCCAUUAAAUAAUAGGCCUACAGACAGUCCUACAGACAGUCCUGGAGAAAGUCCUCCAGACAGUCCUACAGCAUACCCGUGGCUCUGUAUUGAUAGUCGCUCAGAAAAAAUGCAUUCUUUUUACCCGAGUUCAACCGUCACGCAAACUGGGUUUCUUUCAGCUAUAUCUCCGGGGGGGGGGGCAGUGCCCCCCGGGAAAGCCAGGUGCCCCCCCCCGAGCAAAAAUAUGUCUCACAAUAAAUCAACUGGAACUAGUGCCCCCCCCCGGGGAAAAUUUCUCAAAGGAACACUGCACGCAUACCGCUUGCUGCGUGACAUCUUUUUUCACUCAGUGCUAUUAAUAUACAACUUUUAAGUAAAAAGUGGGGGGGGGGGCGGUUGUGAAAAGGAAGCAGCCAUACCAGAAGCAAAGUAUAUAUAAGACAUAAGAGAAGCUAUAACGAAUACUUUUUUUUUAAUUUAAAAAACUUGUCAGAGCUCAGCAUUCAUUUUAAUGUUAAGAUUUCAUAUACGCUCAUAGAUUCUGAAAAUACAUACUGAAAUUAUUCAUCUCGUAAACACAACUAAGAAAACGCAAUAAUUGUUUUUUGUCACUCUCUUUCAAACGUCACUUUAAAAGCGAAUACAAUUAUUUCGGAUUCUUGCGCCAUCGACCGAAAUUCUCUAAAGAACAAACUUAAACAGAAAACUGCGGCACGGUUACAUCUUCGUGUGGGUAAGAGUUGCCCCUCUAACCCCUGCCUCCUCCCCCAGACUUUGCCCAUGCAAUAAAAGACGAUGCCUUCCCGUGUUUUCCGCUUCUGUGAGUUGCAUGGCUUCUCCCUGGAAACUUGACCGUUGCCACGCGCAGAAAGCAGAGCAGACCAGUUUGGCCUUCAAUCAGCCAGGAAGCCCCACGACCGCCAUCACACCCGAUGUGUUACAAGAACCGACUUGCUGACAUGUUUCCCUAGAAUUUCUCUAAUUGCCAGAAAGCUAAUUAUUACGUUCCUUUUUUUUAAAAUAUAAAUUUAAAUCCUUGUUUUUAAAGUGAUGUGCAAUAAUGAAACGGGGGGGAGGGGGGGGAGGGGGGGCAGCUAUUAAAAAUAAAAAAAAAAAAGAUAAUAUGCUUUUAUUGAAACAAAUAAAUAUAUUUUUGUUAUAUUGCGUUGUACAUAUUCAUUUAUUUGUCAUAUAAAUAAAUGCAUUUUUUAAACAAAACAUUUUACAGUUAAAACAAUUUAAGCACAAGACAUAGGGGCAUUUCUCUAGCGUAAAGAAAUCAGCCGACAAUUAUCCCUUUGGUGACAAUAAUGCUUCAAUUAGUAAUCAUUUAGAUUUAGUAACUGCUUUGGGGAGUGGGGGAGUGGGGGGCGGACCAUGCUGGUAAAUUCGUACAGACUGGGUUAAAAAAUACUGUUUAUAUCUUUUGGUUCUUACUUUAAAAGAAAGAAAUCGCCCUGAUCGAGCUGACCUUAGGUAUCUGUGAUGAAGAGGGUGGGAUGUGAUCUUAACGACUAAUUGACCCACUUCUCCUCAAGCUAUCGAGCUGAAACUUGGAAGAUAGACGUGAAUCCGAUGACAACGCAUUCUUUCACAUUUUCAACCCACCCCCAAACCCCAAAAAAAAGUUUUUCCCUGUCUUUCAAGGGGGAGACAAAAUAAAAGUCCCGGUAACUGCGCUAAAUGAGAAUCUUUCUUUUUACACAAAAUAUCGCAAUUGCGUAAUAUUUUCUUUUGUUUUUUAUAAAAUAGUUGGUGAAAUAAAUCUGCGGCGUAAAGCUGGUGGGCCAUUAGAAUAUGAACAUGGUUCAGUCAGGGGCGAGGAAGAAAUGUACGGUUGCGAGCCUGGGGGGAUUAAUAGGGAAAAAAGUUUUAAGGGAUGUUUAAUUAAUUUUAAAAAUAACUAUCUUAACAGAUAUAUUAAUAUUUAAUAUUUACCUCGACUGAAAGCAAUUCUAAAAGAAAUUCCUAGUUAAUAUAUGUAUUCCAUUUCCAGCAACCAAAAUUUUUCAUACUUUUUCAGUGUUUAGUAUCCCAACAAAUAUACAAGUGGUUAUAUUGCAAAUCUUAAUGUUUUAUCUUUCAUUAGAUAAUGUGAAUAAUAAAAGGGUGCCAUCCUCACCUUGUCUUAAACGGCGUGUCCAGUUGCCACCCUCACCCUGUCUUGGACGGCCUGUCCAGUUGCCACCCUCACCUUAUCUUGGACGGCCUGUCCAUUUGCCAUCCUCACCUUAUCUUGGACGGCCUGUCAAUUUGCCAUCCUCACCUUAUCUUGGACGGCCUGUCCAGUUGCCACCCUCACCCUGUCUUCGACGGCCUGUCCAUUUGCCAUCCUCACCUUAUCUUGGACGGCCUGUCCAGUUGCCAUCCUCACCCUGUCUUAAACGGCCUGUCCAGUUGCCACCCUCACCCUGUCUUGGACGGCCUGUCCAUUUGCCAUCCUCGCCUUAUCUUGGACGGCCUGUCCAUUUGCCAUCCUCACCCUGUCUUGGACGGCCUGUCCAGUGAAUAAGGCGCGCUAAUCUUUGUUUGAACAAACUAUCCACACAAAAAAUCCGGUCUGUGUCACCCGUUCAAAUAAGGUUCGAACAUGAUCAAUCGGGUCACGUCGAGGGUGGGGACGCUUGGGUUUGGUGAUGUGUGUUGGUUUUGGGGGGUGGGGGGGGUAUCGUGCGGCAGAUAAUAUUCACGUCAAGCUAAAAGAUUAAGCUACAAUAGGUAAUUUUGACAUACUUUUGAGAUUUGUUAAAAAUUUGCUUUUAAUUUUUUUGUUAACUUUAAUAAUUUUACUAAAUUAACGUUUUCGUUUAUCAAAUUUCAGUAAGGUUCAUUCUCGUGGUAAUAUUUGGCAAUAGUUUUCAAUGUGAAAAAGAGAUCAUUGAUUCUUACACAAACAACACUAAAAUUUAGGUGGCUUAGAAUUAUCAAAUAGCUCGGUCAACCGAUUGUAAGUUAACUAAAACCUACACAGAUGUAAGUUAAGAUCCAGCAACGUGAAGAUAAUCUCUAAUGUGACCUGAUUAUAUCUUGUGUUUAACCUGUUAGUUGCGUCACGGCAUACAUUAUACAUAACAGAAAAUUUAGACUUUCCACGGCCAAUCUAUUUUUGGAAUAUUCGAUGUCAGAUCAGUUCACGUGAAGAAGUCAGUACAUGAAAUAUUGAAAUUAAGGUCGAAGCCAUGAUGAGCAAGUUUGGAUGUGGUCUUCUUUUUUUUUCCAUUUCGACAUUUUUUUCCCCAAAAUGUAUCUAUAUCCGCUAAUGUUAAGCAGAUGAAAUUCGGUAAACAGCUAAAUGACUAGAAUAUUUUAAUUAAUCUUUGAACUGUUGACGGAUUAUUCAGUUACCGAUUCUGCAAAGUAUUGUUUAACCAAAUAUAGUUGUGUGCAUCUGCUAUUGAACGCUAAGAGAUCUAUAAAAGUUCAAUCAUUACCCAUAACUACAUUUUACUCAUACGUUGAUGUAAGCUUGCGAGCACCUUUUUGGCCCACCAUACCGCCAAAUGUCUCCCCCUCUUGCCGCCCCCCCCCCACUAUUUCAAGCCGCUUAAGAACGGUACAUUUAAAUCCAAUGUUUUAUUACUAAUACUUUAAUCUAUCACUUGCCUUGGGUUACCACAACAAGUACAACAACAAAAGAAAUGUAAGUUGGAACGUCCACAAGAUUAAUGUUUUUUUUUGUUUGUUUUUUUUUAAAUUAUAAUUUAUUUUCUUUUUUUUUUUUCAAAGUCUUUAACUUGGUUUUAAUUAAGUAGGUUAAAGUUUCAUAUUUUGACACUUUUCAUAAUCACAUCGUAUGAAAUAAUGUGGUGCAGGAAGACGACAAUUAAGUGCAUGAAUUAAAAUAAAUUGCUUCCUUUGUGCUUCCUUGGUUGCCUUGUACAAUACAAAUUGGUGCACAUUUCAAUGCCCCCCCCCCCCCUUUCCCCCGUGCUAUGCAGCUAUAGACUUUAAACGUACAACCAACAGAUCACAAAAUGUUUGGAUUCUUUCAAAUAUGGCCGACUCAACUAAUUUUAGUGAAUUUUUCCUUUGCCUCCAAAGAGUUUCUUCAUUCGCUGCACCAAAGAUGGCCGGCCCAAUUUCAGCAACCAAUGUGGUGGGAAAUGUGACGUGCUGAAGGGAGGGAGGGUCAGGUGUCAGCACUGCAGGUUCCAGAAAUGUAUCACGGCUGGAAUGUACAGGAAAGGUAAAUAGAUCAAUAGUCAAGAUCAGUUAGUUCAAUGUUUGGUUAAAUCAUAUUUUAACAUUAGUUGACUUAGGCGAGCUGGUUAAUUAGUUGACCUGGGUGAUCUGUUUAAUUAGUUGACUUGGGUGAUCUGUUUAAUUAGUUGACUUUGGUGAGCUGGUUAAUUAGUUGACUUGGGGGAUCUGUUUAAUUAGUUGACUUGGGUGAUCUGUUUAAUUAGUUGACCUGGGUGAUCUGUUUUAUUAGUUGACUCGGGUGAUCUGUUUAAUUAGUUGACUCGGGUGAUCUGUUUAAUUAGUUGACUUGGGUGAUCUGUUUAAUUAGUUGACUUGGGUGAGCUGUUUAAUUAGUUGACUUGGGUGAUCUGUUUAAUUAGUUGACUUGGGUGAGCUGUUUAAUUAGUUGACUUGGGUGAUCUGUUUAAUUAGUUGAUUCGGGUGAUCUGUUUAAUUAGUUGACUCGGGUGAGCUGUUUAAUUAGUUGACUUGGGUGAUCUGUUUAAUUAGUUGACUUGGGUGAUCUGUUUAAUUAGUUGACUCGGGUGAGCUGUUUAAUUAGUUGACUUGGGUGAUCUGUUUAAUUAGUUGACUUGGGUGAUCUGUUUAAUUAGUUGACUUGGGUGAUCUGUUUAAUUAGUUGACUUGGGUGAUCUGUUUAAUUAGUUGAUUCGGGUGAUCUGUUUAAUUAGUUGACUCGGGUGAGCUGUUUAAUUAGUUGACUUGGGUGAUCUGUUUAAUUAGUUGACUUGGGUGAUCUGUUUAAUUAGUUGACUUGGGUGAUCUGUUUAAUUAGUUGACUUGGGUGAUCUGUUUAAUUAGUUGAUUCGGGUGAUCUGUUUAAUUAGUUGACUCGGGUGAGCUGUUUAAUUAGUUGACUUGGGUGAUCUGUUUAAUUAGUUGACUUGGGUGAUCUGUUUAAUUAGUUGACUUGGGUGAUCUGUUUAAUUAGUUGACUCGGGUGAUCUGUUUAAUUAGUUGACUUGGGUGAUCUGUUUAAUUAGUUGACUUGGGUGAUCUGUUUAAUUAGUUGACUAGGGUGAUAUGUUUAAUUAGUUGACUUGGGUGAUCUGUUUAAUUAGUUGACUUAGGUGAUCUGUUUAAUUAGUUGACUUGGGUGAUCUGUUUAAUUAGUUGACUUAGGUGAUCUGUUUAAUUAGUUGACUCGGGUGAUCUGUUUAAUUAGUUGACUCGGGAGAUCUGUUUUAUUAGUUGACUUGGGUGAUCUGUUUAAUUAGUUGACUCGGGUGAUCUGUUUAAUUAGUUGACUUGGGUGAUCUGUUUAAUUAGUUGACUCGGGUGAGCUGUUUAAUUAGUUGACUUGGGUGAUCUGUUUAAUUAGUUGACUUAGGUGAUCUGUUUAAUUAGUUGACUUAGGUGAGCUGUUUAAUUAGUUGACUUAGGUGUUCAGUUUAAGUGAAAGACACACCGGUAAAAAAGUAAUCAUAAUUUAUCACAUUUUGGGUCAAUACAAUAUGUUUGUAAUAUGCAAGGGUUCUUAAACUCACGGCCUGUAGCGCACAUGCGGCCCUCUUAGUUGUAUCGUGUGGCAUGCAAAAUGAUUUUUUGCAUACUGUGGCGCCUGCUUUAAAUAGCGUAAAUUAAAAAAAAAAAAUUCUUAAUUAAACAAAAAAAGCUUUCAAAACAUUGUUUUCUAACAACUGUGUGUGUAUCUUAACCCCAGAAAAACCUGAAGCCGUUGAGCCGGCAGAGGGUCAGCUGUUGUGCAAAGUCUGCGGUGAUAUUGCCAAUGGUGUUCAUUUUGGUGUCACUACGUGUGAAGGUUGUAAGGUAAGUUCACCAUUAGAAAGUCAUUUUUUUUUUCAUUAUCUUAAAUCGUUAUUCACUUUUGUGUGUAUUUUAAAAAUUAUUUGAAGUUUUUUUGUUUUUUUUUCCAGCCUAACUCAAAAUAUAUUGACGUUUAAUACUGCAUAUGGAAUAUAGAAAUUUCUUCAUUGUGACAUUUGAUCGAACGAAAAUUUGGUCGAAUCUUUUUUUCACUUUUUACGUUAAAAUUUUCGUCAAAUUUGUUUUUGAACGCACUAUACUACAUAGUAAAACAAAAUAAUGCGUUCAAAAAGAAAUUCCAAGCAAAAUUUUAACGUAAAAACUGAAGAAAAAAAAAGAUUCGACCAAAUUUCCGUUCGAUCAAAUUACCUUCAAUCAUUUUUUUCCGGGGGGGGGGGGGGGGGGGGUGCAAUUAUUUUGUAACCGCAUCAUAAGUUUCACUUAAAAUUGUCAUUUCCCAACUGGACUAUUUCCACUUGUAACUGCCAUGCCAUUUUAUCACCUGGUAAUGUAUGGUUUCAUAAACAGACAUUUCCUUAUGUGUGCUCAUUUAAAAAUGUAGUGUAGGCCUACAUAGUUAUUCAUUUCUUUGAUGAACAGAAAUUCUUCCGACGUGGUCUCAAGGAGAACAAGGCUUACACCUGUAAGGCCAACAUGCACUGUUCCAUCAAUCCACGCAUGCGCAACAACUGCCGGUAUUGUCGUUACCAAAAGUGUAUAUACGAGGGAAUGUCGAGGGAAGGUGAGCUUCAUGGAUAUAAGUUAAAGAUAUUUGUAACAGAUCGUUUGUUUGUUUUUUUUUGUUUAGUUGUGAGUUACGUUAACCUUGGCAAGUUUCAUAGCAUCAUGUAUAAUUCAACUAUUACAGUAUUACCUCUUAGCGUUGACGUGUAUGGCGGCGUUGGUUGCUUCAUUCAGCACAAAGAGUUGAUUUUUUUUCCAAAUAAUAAACAUGCUUCACCUAUGUUAUGUCUUAGACUUAAAGAGGAUUCCACGCCGAAUAUUUGUUUCAUUUUCCGUACCAUUCACAAGUCCAACUGCCGGCAAUCCCCUUCGUCACUUCCGCCCGGUGUUUAAAUGUCAAGACGGUCAAUGUCGCGCGAGAGUAAGGGAGUGGAUCUGGGACAAGGGUUGGGCAAUCUUUCUCAGAAUACAUGACAGUGGGUGCAUCAAUUCUAAUUCUAAUAAUUAAAUUUUAUUUUUACCAAACAUAGAUUGUACGUUUUACUUUAGUGCUGCAUAAUCAUAAACCAAUGAGCAGCGAUGUGAGUCUUUUUUAAAAAAAGCAACAACAGAAGUUAUUAUUAUUAUUAUUUUAAUCAAAACUUUCUCUGUUUCUAAACCAGAGAAAUGAUGUGCUAAAUACGUUCACGAAAACGAACAUUAAAGUUGGGAUAGCCUCUAACGUUAUUAAUGAAAAGAAUCGUUAUUAAUGAAAAGAAUCCAUUUAUCGUUCCUUUCCAACAGCGAUACUGGCUGCGGAACACGUCAACUGACGUCAUAAAACUAUGGAAACAAUUUAACACAGAAUGUCGGACAAUAAAAAAAACAUAAAAUCAAAGUCGCAACUAGAAAUUCUGACGUUUAUUUCUAUUAUUGUUGUCCUAUUGCCCCACGAACAAUGAUCGAAACUGAGCUUUGGUGAAUUUCGUUAGAUCUUUUUUUUCUCUGCCCCUUUCUCUGAAGAUUUGACCAAGGGCCAUCCAAAUACCAAGUACGGGAAAAGGUUCAAUGUAACUGAAACAUAAAAUAUAACCGCAGCUCUUUGUUACAAGCGUUCUUGUUAUUUUAACUUCAACAAGAAAAUAUACGAACGAUUGUGAAUGCCAAAUCUCCUUUUAUUGUGAAUGUUUACUCACUAUUGUAAAUGUCUACUCUCUAUUGGGAAUGCCAACUCUCGACCCUUAAAGCUAACUUUAUUUUUGUAACACCUUAUCUUAACUAUCCCUAAUCCACAACGCUAGACGGUUUACAAAGACCAUACACAUUUCGCCUGCCCUCUAGAUUUAAUAUCCCCCGGCUUAAUUUUGCGCUUUACCUAAGACCCGGGACCUAAACGCGUUAGCAGCUCCAACAUGAUAUGGGGGUCCUCAAAUCAGACUGUGGCCAAUGUACACGGUAGUCGCAGACAUGCACACGUGUGCAACCACAGACAAACAAAGGUUGGCAACAACAGACAUACACAUGUAUGCAAUAUGCAACCACAGACAAAAAAAGUUUGGCAACAACAGACAUACACAUGUAUGCAAUAUGCAACCACAGACAAACAAAGGUUGGCAACAACAGACAUACACAUGUAUGCAAUAUGCAACCACAGACAAACAAGGUUGGCAACAACAGACAUACACAUGUAUGCAAUAUGCAACCACAGACAAACAAAGGUUGGCAACAACAGACAUACACAUGUAUGCAAUAUGCAACCACAGACAAACAAAGGUUGGCAACAACAGACAUACACAUGUAUGCAAUAUGCAACCACAGACAAACACAUGUAUGCAACCACAGACACGCACGUGUGUGCAACCACAGACACGCACGUGUAUGCAACCACAGACAAACUGUAUCAUAUUCAUGCAGGAACAGUGGACCCCCCCCCCCCCUCCUCGUGAAAUUCCCUUGAAUUUACAAUAGCUAAUGCACAGUUUUAUUUUUAAGGAUAGUUGUUAAAGGUCAGUCUGACAAUUUGGGGUGUCUUCCCUACGGAAAAGCUGGAUUCAUUUUUUUUUAAAUAAAUUAUAAAUAGAAUGGUUGCACUACGAAUAUAUCUGUUUGUUUUUUUUUGUUGUUUUUUUUUGUUGUUGUUGUUGUUUUGCUUUUUUAUUUUUAUUUAUUUAUUUUUUAUUUUAAAGAAAUUACUUUUUUUUUAAUGAAACCUACAACAAAGAAUAAGAAAUGAAUUGACAGAAGAACGAGUCUUGUCAUUCUAUCAUCUUAUCUUGGCGGGUCUUGUGUUUUAUCAGCGGUUUUUAGCUAGGGGGCAUUGCCGGAUCAAUAGCAAACAUCUGUCGAUUCUCCCCACGCUGUACAAAUAGUCAUUCUCAUUGAAGACAGGGAAAAUACGCCCUUCUUCGCAAUAUACCCCCAAAAUUGAUAAAGGGGGGAAAAGAAGUGGGAAAAAAGUGACAGUCCGUGUAGUUUUAUUACGCCUUAAACCGAGAAGAGACACACGUUUAAAAUGUUAUAAAGGUCUAGUAUUUUGACAUUGAAACCCGACGCAGCCACUACAGUCAUAGGGUACCGACACCGACACAGGGUCCGCCAAUGGCACUGAACCCCACUUUUUGUUUCCCAACCUUUUCUAUAUUUAUUAGUGUAAGUUAAAUUUACAUUAUAUAUAUAUAUAUAUAUAGGAUAUACAUAUGAAUUUAUAUAUGUAUGUAUAGGUAUAUUUAUGUGUGUGUAUAUAAGUGUGUAUAUGCUACCAAGAACCGUUAUGGAUGCUGCUGUAUUGUUACGACCCGAUUAUUAAUUAUCGGCCUGUGUCGAAAUUAAUAUUAAAAAUGCGAAUCAAAAGUGUUUUGAGUUGUUUUUUUUUUUUAUGAGGCUAACACAAAUGAUAUUUACCUCCCUUUUAUGGAUAAAAAUAAAAAAGUAAGUUAACAUUUAAGUGUGGUCAUAUUUGUGGGGGGGGGGUGGAGGAGGGGACGCUCAGAAUGCUGUGUUGUUUAAGCCCCACCCUUAAUUUUUCACGUGACUCAUAUCUUUAAAAAAAAAAAAAAAAUGGAUUUGAAUAUUUUGAUUUGGGAACUGUUAUCUAGGGGAUGGGGGAAAGCUCUUUGGUGAAGAGAAAGCCAAACUAUUCUAUAUUGCUUGUCCCUUUGUUAUUGUAGCUUUCAACUGAUGUCAACUUUUUUAAAAAAUGUCUACUUGGUGAAUUUAUAACAGGGGUUCUUAAACAGGGAUGCCCAAACACCCUGUGGGUACAAAAGGCAGUGUUGUGGGCUGGGGGAAGACCCCGAAAAUUGGAUUUUUAAAAUUAUUUGCAUAUGUGUACGUUAUUUUCUACCUUGGGGUGCAGGAAAUAUGUUUUGGUAUCGAGAUGGAUAUGGGGUAAAUUUUGAAAUCGAGAGGGGGUGUGGGGCUACAAAAAGGUUAAGAACCCCCUGGUUUAUAAUAUAUUUUUUAACGGUUCUUCGAUGUGUGGAGAAUCGAUGCAUAAUAAAAAUUAAACUUAUUUCAUGCUUUAAAAUUAAUUCCUGUACAAUCAUUAUUUAACAUUUUAAAUUCACAGCCAUAAAGAUGGGUCGACCCAAAAAGGGGGAGCUGAGUUACAGAAAACCCAUGAAGAAAAAUGGUCACAAGCAGCAGAUGAAGCCAUAUGACAAGCAGCUGAUUGGUUCCAACAGGUCAUCCAUGUCCAGUGAAUAUGAUCAGGAUGAUCUGUCAACUUCUGGAGAUGUGUUUGAGCACAUGGCACCCCAACAUGUACAUCCUGGACAUCAGCAAAUGAACUCUCAAUUGCAUCAACAGCCUCAGCCGCAACAAGGCGGCUUUAGCUUGGGGAGCAUCCUGCACGACUGCAUGACGGUUCAGGAUUGGGACCAGAAGGUGGAGAUAACUGAGCUAGAUCAGACCUCUCACAGACCUUCAUCUCACUCUGUGGCCAUGACACCCUCAUCUGUCAGUGGAGUUGUCGACCUUUCAGACCAUCUUCCAGAAGAUGGAAGGCAAGUCAGUCCACACAUGAGGCAUGCAAGCCCGACUAUGCAUCCGGAUAUGGUUGGAUUACAUCAGCGUCAAACUCAACGAAUUCACCACCAACAACAUCACCAACUUCAGCUUCAGCCUCAUCAACACCUGGAGGACAUUGACCAGCUGCCCCGAGACAUGCAUCAUCAUCAGUCCCUGGGAUCAUUCCAGGAGCACAGCCAAAAUCCUGAAGGCCUUCAGGUCAUCCCCAGCAUUGAUUUCUCCGGUGACCAUGGUCUUCCAGACAACAGGGUCAUCAAGGUUGAAAAUGUCCAACUUCACGAAGGUGCUGAGGGUGCAUUCAAUGAAAAUGCCGUACUCGAAGACAUGCAAAAUCUUCAGGCAAUCCAUAAAUCCGAAUUUCACUCAUACCAGCUUCAUGGUGUGGACAGUAAUUCAGUGUACACCAUGGCUGAACCCAGGGCUGCAUCAGUCCCGACGGGAACUGCGUCUUCUAUUUCUCAGAUGGCGCCGAACAUGAAUUCUCAGCUUGUUGCACUUAACAUGUCAGCUCAAAACAUCUACGCACCUCAGGGACAAGAAUUGAUAAUCAUUCACAGUAUGAAUCAAGCACAUCAGUCUGAUUUGAUUCAUACCCAACAGAUGGCUCUGAGCCACGAGCGUAUGGAGCAGGGCAUCGACCAAGCACAGUCAAAUCAGGAAAUGGGUCACAGCCAACAGGAUAUAGACCUGAAUGAGAACCACCAAGUCUUGGCAAACCAAGGUAUAAGUAGAACUAACCACCAUAAUUUGAUGGCCGCUUCAAGUCAUGGAUAUCACAAUUUGAUGACCCGGAAUGUCAUCUACAGUGACAUGAAUGGUAUUCAAACACAGAUGUAUGUGCCCGAAAACAAUUCCACUGCAUCACAGGGACCUAGUGAUACCUCACCCCAGUUGUCUGGCUCCCCCAGACCAAGACUUGUUCGUGAUACAAAUGAAUCCAGCUACACUGUUUUAUCCUCUAAAGGCCAGCAUUCUGAAGCCUCCUCUCCAUCUCAGCUUAAUUUGUCCCUCAUGGCCAACAACUCUCAACACAAAGUUCAGCGCGUGCGCAGUCCUAUUGCUGCCAUUCUCCAACAGCACAGAGAAGACAUACAGGCGGGGAGACCUGUACAGUUGACUUCUGAAGAAAUAGAGGAGCUUUUGAAUACCGUCAAUGCUGAGCAGGCCAGAGGCAACCAGAGGUUUCUAAACAACGAGUUAUCGGUUGCCAGAAAUCAACGAGAAGUUCUAGAACAGGAUGGUAUUGAUCUGAGGAGACAGUCUGCGCACAAUUAUGGGGUCAGCGAUGGGCAGCAGAUCGAUGAGGCAGGUCAGUAUAGCAGGCAUAAUGAGGGCAGGCACUACCUUAACAAAAGCCCCUAUCAAAACAACAAUGGUCAGUACACGAGUACCAGUCCCAUAAACCAGACAAUGGCGAGGGGAUUAGGCCGACAGUAUCAGAACCAGGCCUCGCCUGGCUCUGAUUCUAGCAACAAUGAAAGGCAGGACCUACAGGGAGCUUACACGAAUAACAAUAAUGGCCACUACAUGUCCUUUCAUCAGAACCACACAGACCAAAAUGGUCAAACCGCCCAUCAGGAUCCAUACGAUGAUAGCUUUAACAGUAGCAUAAUUAGGGACUCCACCCUGCUUCAUGAGAUCAACAGGAUAUUUCUAGGCAUUGACAACUCAUGUGAUACAUAUGGCUGCAGUCAUCAAAACAACAGCGACAACAACCGAAUAGAUGACAGGGCGCUCACCUCGUAUUUUUCACCUGAUGAAUUUUCUCCAGAGAUCUCUCACAGAUACUGGCACAGCUUUCACCCUUCUAAUCACUUCAUAUCCAUGGUGCCAGAGAGGCAAAAGAUAAUUCAAGAUGUUUUAGAUGCUUUUGACAAUCUUCAGAAGACUUAUGUUAUGAAUGAGCCAGAAUAUGUCAAUGUAAGUCAAAGCUUUAUUUAUAUUUAUACAUAAUAUAAAUGUUAAAUUUCUUUCCUUUAAAUUCCUUUGUGAUGAAGUUUCAAUUUUUUAUUUACCUUUUUUUUUUUUUCACCUUCUUUCUCAAUAAUUUAACUCUCUAAAAAAGUGGAUCUCAACCUUUCUAAUGUCACAUCCCUUCAAUACAUUUCCUCAUGUUGCGGGGAUCCCCAACUAUAAAAUUGUUUUCGUUUCUACGUCAUAAAUAUGUGUUUUCAAAAUGUCUUAAGCGACCUCUGUAUAAGAAGAGUCAUUCGACCCCCAAAGGGGUCACGACCCACAGGUUGAGAACCGCUGCUCUAAAAUCAAAUGACAUGGAAAACAGCUAUCUGAAAUUGUGCUCCAUAAGCCCUAGUGGUUAUUUCAAUCACUGUACCAUGUGUAUUAGACAUCACUGCACGGCCAAUCAAGGAUAUCACUGCCACGGUGUUGAUUGGCUACUCAACUAUUUCAUGUGUUGACUCUGAGCUUAGACACUCUAUGGUCCAUCAGUAUCAUUGCCCCCCCCCCCUCCCAUUCAUCCUAUUUAUAAGCUUGGAGUGGUGUGGCUACCCAAUGUAAUAGCUUCCAAAGAGACUGAGGUGAAACCUGGCAUGGCAACCUUAGUCUCUCCCUUUUCCUACCCUGUGCAUUAAUGAACCAUUAUUACGAAAGCUGUCACAUUAAUGGACCAUUAUUAUAAAAGUCUGUCACAUUAAUGAACCAUUAUUAUAAAAGUCUGCCACAUUAAUGAACCAUUAUUAUGAACGCUGUCACAUAAUGAACCAUUAUUAUGAAAGCUGUCACAUUAAUGAACCAUUAUUAUGAACGCUGUCACAUAAUGAACCAUUAUUAUGAAAGUCUGCCACAUAAAUGGACCAAUAUUAUGAAAGCUGUCAUAUUAACUAACAAUUAUUAUAAAAGCUGUCACAUUAAUGAACCAUUAUUAUAAAAGUCUGUCACACUAUUGAACCAUUAUUAUGAAAGCUGUCACAUUAAUGAACCAUUAUUAUGAACGCUGUCACAUAAUGAACCAUUAUAAUGAAAGCUGUCACAUUAAUGAACCAUUAUUAUGAACGCUGUCACAUAAUGAACCAUUAUUAUGAAAGUCUGCCACAUAAAUGGACCAAUAUUAUGAAAGCUGUCAUAUAAACGAACAAUUAUUAUAAAAGCUGUCACAUUAAUGAACCACUAUUAUGAAAGCUUUCACAUUAAUGAACCAUUAUUAUAAAGGGCUGUCACAUUAGGGAACCAUUAUUAUAAAAGCUGUCACAUUAAUGAACCAUUAUUUUAAAAGUCUGUCACAUUAAUGGAAUAGAAUAUAAAAACUGAAAUAAACAUUGAAUACACAUUGUUCUGCUUGUGAAGAGAUCCUGAACUUUUUUUUUCCAUGGACUAAAAAUGGCAGUAAUUGCAAAGUUUAUGGACAACCAAAAAAUAAUUUAAUUUAUAUGUUGAACUUGAACUUUGAUGCAUUUUUUUUUACUGAUUAUGCAAACUUUGUUGAUUUUUUUUUUUUUAUUAUUACAGAAAUAUUGUGGUUGAUCCAUCACAAAUAAUUAAUUAUAUUUAACUGAUUUUUUAAAAAAAUAACUUGGUGUGUUUUAUUUACCUAUAUGACGUCAUAAGUGUGUAUCCCUACUUGAUAUUAAAACUUUUAUUCAAUGACGUUAAAAUUUGUAAGACCAGUCAUUCGCAAAACUUGGCAUUUUAAUGUCUCCUAUAUCAGGGGUGUCGAAAUCAAUCGCCAAAACUCAUAUCACAUGUAACGUUGCGGGCCGAACAGGAUAAACAUUCAAUAAGCGGAAAAUUAAUCUUUUUUUUUUAAACAUUUAUAUAAAUGAAAACAGGAAAAAGUUUUAAUAAUUAAAAAUCAUUGGCAUACUCAUUUUCGCUCUUAAGCCAAUUUUUAAGAGCUGGAUGUUUGGCACAUUUUCUUGCGAAAACAAGUUCAUUUAUUUUGGGAGUAACGUUCUGUGUCAUUGAGAUUCUCAUGAUGAACUGCAAGUGUUCAUCAGUGAGAAGACUUCUGUGUGAUGUUUUGCUAAUCUUCAUCACAGAAAACAGCUGCUCACGCAGAUAUGUGCUACCCAACAUGCUCAAGGUUCGAGCCGCAUGAAGACAAAGCUUGGGAUGAAACGAGUGAACUGUGUAGGCCCAACUAUGUCGUACUUUGCCUUUAGUGUCCCAUUACACUCCAGCACGAUUAGCGCCAAUAGUCUUUCAACAAAGUGUGCAUUGGAAAACACCAUAGCGUUGAUUUGGAUAUAAGUGUACGCCGUUCAAGACCUGGUGGGCCUGAUAUGAUUGUAUGGUGGCCGGAUGUCGCCCGCGGGCCUUGAGUUUGACACAUGUGUCCUAGAUAAAUAGAAAAUCGAUUAGAGCAUCACCAAAAAAAUCAUGUGCUUGAAAUAACACAGCUCCUUAAUUUUACAUUUUCUAAUUUUUAAAAAAUAAUAUAUAAAGUUAAUGCUUUAAAGUUUUGCUUUAUGAAAUAACAGACUUAUCUGGCAAGAACAAUUCAUACAAUUUACAGUAAUGCUUUGUUUUGCAACAGAAAAAAUAUUUGGAUAAAAUGGCUGAAAUCACAGAUCAAUUGAUUCUGAUUUAGCUUUAAAUAUUUAGAUUUAAAGAAAACAUUCUAAUUCUAUUUUUUUUUAAUCCUCCAGAAAAAAAUGCCCCAUGAUCAGCUUGAACACUGGCAUCACAUACAGAGAAGAAUAGCAAGACAUGUGGUGGCUGGGCAGAGAUUCUGCAGAAAUAUUCCAGGUACUCUUUCAAUUAUGUUACAGUUAAGCAGAACUUUCAAUGGAACAAUCAAAUAUUCUUUUUCCAUUUUAUUGGAGGAAAAUUGGUUCAAGCAGUGUUAAUAGUUUCCCCCUCAUAUUCCACAAUAAACUAUAAAUUUAUUUCAUUCACAUCUUUAAAAAAAAUAUUCUUUGACAAUUAUUUUCUGUUUAUGGGACAGCAUUAAAAGUUACACUGUAUUGCAAAAAUGGGUUUUGAAUAUUUAAAAAGGAAUACUGAUGGGUAAUUAAAAAAAAAAAAUUCUAAAUCAAUAAUUGCCUUACCUUUUUGUGUGCUUCCUCUCAGCUAUUGAAGGAAAAUAGAAUAUGAUCUUUUGGAAUCUUUCUUUAACUUCAGGGUACUUUAAAUUGGAUAUCCAAGACAGAAUCUCACUGGGCAAGCAUGUGGGCUUUGGUUUAAUGGUUCUCAUCGCAUGUACUGAGUUCUAUGACCCAGAAUACAAACGUUUCAAGUACAUCUGGAACUGGACCAUGCCCAUGCAAAAUCCUCUGUUUUCAUACAAGGUCCAUCUGCUCUCACUUGGUGAUCGAAUCCAUGAGAUUCAAGUGGACAAGACAGAGGCAUCCAUGCUGUGUGCCAUAAGCAUGACUAGCAUAGGUUAGUACAUUUUUUUAGUUGUUGUUAUUUUCUUCUAAUCUAUGAGCAGACACUUGACUAAUAUGAUAUUUGCUACACAUGUUGAAGACAGGGCAAGUUACUCUCAUGCAAAGACAUUGUUACAUCUAAUUUGGCACAUUAAAAUUGUUUAUCAACUACUUUUCUACUACAGCCACACAGGAGGUGUGCAAAAGAAUAUGUACUCAGUACUGCAGUAUUAAAAUACAUAUGUCUAGACUUGAUUAGUGUGCAGUGUUAUCAAACAAUUUGAAUGUUGUGCCAUAUCUAAAGGGAGUAAAGGAAAUCUGAAUUUUAGAUUAUUUUUUUGGACCAAAAUCAAGAAGUUUAACCCCCCCAUUUUUUUUCACUUGUUGUAUUAAAAAUAAUUGCUCAAAAAGAAAAGCUACAAUAUAUAUUGUUGAAAUUCUAACAGAUUGUCCAGGAUUGGUCAAGCCAGGAGUUGUAUGUAUUGUACGAGAUGCCCUUCUCGAUGCACUGGAAGCCCA